AUGGCUUCUUUCCCCAUCCCUAGCCACUCCAAGCUUCGGUUGGUGGAGGUACGCGGAGCGCCAAAGCCGGAAAGCUUCCAUAAAUCAGCUCUUGAGCGCCUGCCCUUUUGCGUGCGUCGUAUGAUAUUUGAGGCCUGCGACUCUACUUCCAAGCAAGCUCUCGCCCAAACUUGCCAAGAGCUCCGCAAUGCUGGUUGGGACUUCCGACUCCAGAAUGUGAAGGUAACUGGCAUGCCACCUUCUUUGCACGGGGACUUGGUGAUCCUCAAAGAUCAUAUGCAAACCCAGAUUGUUCGUACCCAUACUACCUCUAUACAUAUCGCCAUUGCCACGUUCUUCAGCCGAGACCCCUAUUCCGGCCCCCGUAGUAACUAUACUAUUAGUAUUCCGGGUUUAAUCAGGUGCAUUCUAUCUCUUAUCAGCAAAAUGCGGAGAUUAAAUGACCUCAAAAUUACUAUCAAAAGUACCGGGCCAGGCGACGAGCUAGCCGCUUGGUACGAGGAUGCCAUACACAAAGAGGUUAAGGAACGGCUUAAUCAUACGGUUUCUUACAAUCCGCUCACAAUUCGACUAAAAGGGUUCACCUCUACUAGAGCGAUCUAUUUCACUCGCAUGUUUCCUAGACUGCGUCAUCUAGAAGUCAGAAGCAACUGCUUUAGGUCGGCUCUCGACCCCAGUAUAACGGCAUAUCUCCCGUCACUGAAAAGCCUAGAGAUAUACAUACAGCUACCCGACAUCAGCGGUGUGGUGGCCUUGCGCAACAUUAAUCGUGCAUUCCCAUUACUAGAGAAUCUUGUUAUUAGAGGAAUGUCCACUUUCACCUGGAAGCGAAGUGAAGUCGCCUCCCAACUGAGGCACUUUAUUCACUUGCGCAAGCUCGAAAUCGCUACAGACUGGUACUACGAUCCUGAUGAUGAAGAGAGCUGGGAGGUCAAUGAAACCAUAUCCCAUCUUUGCGCCAAGGCCUGUCGUUCUCUUGAAUAUAUAUCUGAUCAAGUAGAAGGCCGCGAAAUGCACCAUUGGAAGGUGGAACGAGAUCCGAAACGUAAAUUUACGUUCCUACGUCCAAUCUUCUGA
Molecule: messenger RNA, 1077 nt
Organism: Daldinia vernicosa
Lineage: Eukaryota; Fungi; Ascomycota; Sordariomycetes; Xylariales; Hypoxylaceae
Exons: 4
Coding region: 1-1077 (358 amino acids)
Source: RefSeq, a predicted model, not a curated record